This is a messenger RNA of Trifolium pratense (red clover), 579 nucleotides long. RefSeq lists its product as uncharacterized. The coding region runs from base 141 to 476 and encodes 111 amino acids. The record is from RefSeq and is a predicted model, not a curated record. The transcript has a single exon. Lineage: Eukaryota; Viridiplantae; Streptophyta; Magnoliopsida; Fabales; Fabaceae.
CUUUGAAAAGCAAGAUUCCACUCACCACAUUAGCAUUUUUUGUUGCAAUUCCAUCAUAUAUAUACAUACAUUUUAAUUAACACCACAAAAGUUUUUCCUCUAGAGAACUUAACUUAAUUUUUAUCAUCUAAAUCUUCUGAAUGGAAGUUGAAGCUAAUAGAAGAGGAAGCAAAAUUUCUUCUUAUGAGAGAGUUGCAGCUAUUAGCUUAGUAGUUCUAGCAGUUGCUUCUCCUCUUUACAUAGACCACAAAUCAGAGAGUGAGUUGGAAGAUGAUGAGCAACCAAUUAGUGUUGUUUUUUGGUUACCUAUGUUGCUUUUUGUAUUGGUUUUAGUCAUAGGUAUAUCAGCUUUUUUGGAUAAGAGCUUCACAAGGUUUGAUCGUAAUUGGAUUCAUAGAGUUGGUGGUUCUUCUGGUGGUAUUGUUAUGAUUCUUAUUGUUCUUUUUCUUGUUUUGAAGUGUAAAGCAUCUUUGUAAGAAUGUUCAAGGUGUGUUGUAAAUUGUAAUAGUAUAAGAUACCAUGAAGUUGUUUUUCUGUUACUUGUGAACAAAAUACUAGAGCAUGUUAAUCCUCUUAUUU